AAACAACCUAUGCAAACAACACAUGUGAACGGCUAAUCUGACGUCUUCACACAGGCAAAAAUGCCACAAAUGGUCAACUGUAACUUCUAAAUAUUCACUCAAAAUGGUUUGGAUCAGUAGGAUUUGUUACCGGAAGUAUGGUAACUUCGUGGACAACCUGCGUUUGUAUGUGCGAGGGGGCAGUGGGGGGAUGGGGCUGCCCCGUCUGGGGGGUCAGGGGGGGAAAGGGGGAGACGUGUGGGUGGUGGCUCAGAAGGAGAUUACUCUGAAAAGGGUCAAGGAUAAGUACCCCCAGAAACGCUUCAUCGCUGGAGUAGGAACCAACAGCAGUGUCCGUGCUCUGAGGGGGCAGAAAGGAGAGGACCAAGAAGUCUUUGCUCCUCCUGGCAUUACUGUCACCAAUGAUGAUGGAAAAGUCCUCGGUGAGCUCAACACUGAGGGAGAUCGUGUGCUGGUGGCCAGAGGAGGUCAAGGAGGCUCCUACCACUCAGAGUUCCUGCCCAGUAAGGGCCAGACCAGACAGAUACGACUGGACCUCAAACUCAUCGCUGACCUCGGCCUGGUGGGGUUCCCCAAUGCAGGAAAGUCCUCUCUACUGACCGCCCUAUCACACGCCAAACCCCAGAUUGCCAGCUAUGCCUUCACCACCCUGAGACCAGAGAUUGGCAAAGUCAUGUAUGAAGACCAUAAACAGAUCUCAGUGGCAGACCUCCCAGGGCUGAUAGAGGGGGCCCACAUGAAUAGAGGCAUGGGACACCAGUUCCUCAAACACGUGGAGAGGACCAGACAGCUGAUCUUUGUGGUGGACGUUUGUGGUUUCCAGCUGGCAAGCAAAACACCCUUUAGGUCCGCUUUUGAGGCCGUUCAACUUUUAACUAAAGAGUUGGAGCUGUAUAAGGAGGAUCUCCCGUGUAAGCCUGCUGUGUUGGUGGUCAAUAAGAUGGACCUGCCUGAUGCAGAGGACAAACUCACAGAGCUGCAGGAGCAACUCCUAAACCCACACGAGUUCUCCCACCUGUUACCCGAAGAUAUGGUUCCUAAGAACAACAUGGUCUUCAGACACGUGGUUCCUAUCUCAGCUGCCACCGGUUUUGGCAUCGCACACCUCAAGACCUUUAUCCGCCAAUCACUAGACGAGGAUGCCUCUAUGGCAACGGAGUCCCUGCACCGUGAUAGGCUACAGGCGCUGAGAGGUGCGGUCCCAGCCAAGAACUCACUCACAUGGGGCCCCACCCCCUCAGUUUGAACUGAACUGUGGAACAUUCAGGGUUAGUACGUUCUGCAGUUUUGAAAAAGGGUUUGAACUUGAUACACGUUCACUCAGCCUGGAACGUUUUCAAUAUUGUGGAAGUCAGGGUGAUGUUCCUACCUAUCAUAUCCUAGGUAGGAUGACUCCUCGACAUUCAUCCUGUCUCUGCACCCUGCUUGAGAUUAUCUAUGGAAAACACUGGCAAUGAUGUCACCCACAGUCAUAACCCAGGCAGGGUGUUGUUCUCCAGCCCUUCCCUUAUGACCAAACUAUGGACAGAGUUAGAGGUCGAGAAAGAGGAGGGGAAGUGCUUUUCAGUGUGUUUUUCUGCUGGAUGUUGUCUCUGACUAUCUGUUUGAUGUAAUAUGUUCCUUUUCCAUCAUGUAGUAAUAAACAUGUUAAUUAAUGCUGCCACCUUAAGGGAAAAUAAACAUACAUACACAGAAAAUAUCGAUGAAAGUUUUAUUUUAUAUUAAAUAUUACAAUACUGAAUGAUAUAAGAAAAGAAAAGAUGUGCAUUGAUUUUUGCAUUGUCAGUCUAUGUACAACAUACGGUGAAAGAAAAGAGCAGUAAUUAUACAGUGCAGUCCCAAAUGAUUGCUAAUCUUUAUGGAGGGUGUCAAUAACGACUGUAUAAAAUAAAUCAUUCAAAUACUGA
This is a messenger RNA of Coregonus clupeaformis (lake whitefish), 1907 nucleotides long. RefSeq names its product GTP-binding protein 10. The transcript has 10 exons. Gene Ontology annotation, molecular function: GTPase activity; GTP binding; magnesium ion binding. Lineage: Eukaryota; Metazoa; Chordata; Actinopteri; Salmoniformes; Salmonidae. The record is from RefSeq and is a predicted model, not a curated record. Bases 104 to 1246 code for a protein of 380 amino acids. Gene Ontology annotation, cellular component: mitochondrion.